CUCUCUGUGUAUUUCAAACCAGCACACAAAACUUUACCCCACCACCCUUUGGAUUCGCCGUUGCUUCUGGAUAAAGCGUUUUCUUCCUACCCUUUUCCGCACUUUGCUCUUUCAAACCUUCUGAUUCUCUCUUCUCUUCUUUCUUUCUUUCAAUUUUCUUGAGAAAUUUUGAAGAAAAUCCUGUGUUUUUCUUGAAUCUUUUAAUGGCUGAGGUUUUUACCAAUACCAGUUUGGUUUCUUCUUGGCUUGGCCACACACAACAACACCACCAUAAUCAGAAGUUGAUGGUGUCCAAGGUUGCCAAGAGUUGUAGCUUCCCUUCUUUGAAGCUGAAGUCUCAGGCUCUCAGAUCUUCACCCUUUUCAUCAGAGUUUCAUGGUAAAAAACCUGUAUUUCGUGUUAAUAGAGCAAUAUCUAGCAGACCCAGAUCGCAGUUUCCACCUUCAAACGGUGUUCAGAUGACCUUAAGAUUAGGGAAAGUUCAGAAAUGGUGGGAGAAGGGUCUUCAACCAAACAUGAGAGAGGUGACUUCGGCUGAAGACCUUGUUGACUCUCUUUUGAACGCAGGGGAUAAGCUUGUGAUUGUUGAUUUCUUCUCUCCUGGUUGUGGUGGCUGCAAAGCUCUUCAUCCUAAGAUUUGUCAACUGGCUGAGAUGAAUCCGGAUGUUCAGUUCCUUCAUGUGAACUAUGAGGAACAUAAAUCUAUGUGUUAUAGCCUUAACGUUCAUGUCCUUCCCUUCUUCCGCUUUUAUAGAGGCGCUCAUGGUCGCUUAUGUAGCUUUAGCUGCACAAAUGCCACGAUCAAGAAGUUUAGAGAUGCAUUGGCCAAACACACUCCCGAUAGAUGCAGUUUGGGACCAACCAAAGGGUUAGAGGAGAAAGAGCUCCUAGCUCUUUCUGCCAACAGAGAUCUUUCUUUCACAUACUCGCCUUUGCAGCCUGCACAUUCCCCUGCAAAUGAAGAGUUUGCAACGGAAGCUGCUCCUGAGUCCCUCCCUUUACCUUCAUUGACCUCCAAGUCGGAGUCCUCGGAACAGAGAACCCUGACCACUGCUGGGAGAUGAUGUGGCCAGUUUGUAAGCAAACCCCAUCUUUUGACUUCAUGUAUGUUUGGAUUUCCGCUGAACUCUACGCAAACGGGGAACGGAUCGCUUGAAAUCCCUUGUACAGUAUAGGUUUGGUGAAGUUGCUUAGGUUUGGUGAAGUUGCUUCGCUUGGUAUACCUUUUGAGAAUGAAGGUAUCAUUGAAGAUCAAGUUACAAAGUGUGUAUUCCUCCAAGGCAAUUGGAUUUAUGUUUUUUUGGAUCCAUGCCUUGUUAAUAUUAGGCUAGAUAGUAGCUGUAGAAAUAUUAGUUUUGCCCUUCUUGUGUAUUUGAGGAAUCCCUUCCUACUGUUGUAAAAUGAAUGUCAGUUUAUUUUCGGGGGGAUGAUCUCACUUGUAUUCUAUUUAUGAGGCAGCUAUAUAUAGUAACCUUUUUCUUCAUGGUAAAA
Lotus japonicus is the source of this 1491-nucleotide messenger RNA. RefSeq names its product thioredoxin-like 1-1, chloroplastic. The record is from RefSeq and is a predicted model, not a curated record. The transcript has 4 exons. NCBI's taxonomy places the organism in Eukaryota, Viridiplantae, Streptophyta, Magnoliopsida, Fabales, Fabaceae. Gene Ontology annotation, biological process: cell redox homeostasis. Bases 204 to 1064 code for a protein of 286 amino acids.